AUGAGUGUUAGAACAACUGCCAUACCUAUUGCCUCAGCCUCGGUACCUUCCUCGCUCGAGAAUGAACCGCCUUCCCCGCCCCCUGCCUUCGAUUCGUCGACAUUACUUUCUGGCAUGUCUGCCAUGUCGUUUCUUGACCCAGAUUUAGUCGCCCCUGCAGAGGUAACCGACAGUGACGCACAAGGCACAUGGUGGGAUAGGCCAUUGGGAGAUCACCCCCUGCUUGUAUGGACAUCGCAACGUGAGCAAUUCUUGGAAGAAGUAUUGCGCUUAGAGGCCCCAAUCUCUGGGACGAGUGGAAAUUGCCACCGAUGCGAUGCAGAACAGGGUAGUUAUCGUUGCGUUUCCUGUUUCAAUGGCCGGUUGCUGUGUCAGGGCUGCAUAGUCAGGGAACACAACUCUACCCCUCUUCAUAAAGUGGAGGAAUGGACUGGCAUCUAUUUCAAGAAGACAUCUCUCGCAGAGCUUGGUUUAGUCAUGCAACUUGGUCAUCGUUUGGGUACCAAAUGUGUUCUCCCUGCUGUUAUCAAGUCAUUUGUUGUAAUCGAUGUCGAUGGGGUACAUACGGUGCAGAUGGCUUUCUGUAACUGUACUCAAUCGAUACCACGACACGUCCAGCUACUCCAAAGCCGCCUCUGGCCAGCGACAACUAUAUACCCACAAACCGCAGCCACCUUUCGUGUUCUGCAUCUUUUUCAAGUCUUAUCUUUCAUGUCCAAAGUCUCAGCCUAUGAGUUUUACCACACUCUUGCUCGCCUUUCAGAUAAUACCGGGUUACAUCCACCACCAGAUCGGUAUGAUACAUUUUUACAGAUUAUGCGUGAGUGGUGCCACCUACGCACUCUGAAACGCUUUGGCCGUGGUCACGAAACAGGAGGAAUUGGAGGGAUGAGCCCGGGAGAAUUGGUGUUACGCUGCCCGGCAUGUCCCCAUCCUCAGGUGAACCUUCCUAAUGGGUUUGCGGCAAACCUUGAGAAGCGUUGGUUAUAUUGCCUGUUCCUUGCAGUGGAUGCGAACUUUCGCCUUCGACGACUUAAUGUAUCAAGCGAAGAAAGUGAUCCCAGCUUGAACAAGGGAUACGCCUACUUUGUGGAGGAGGAAGCCUUUAGGUCGCAUUUGGAAAAGUACGGGAAGAUCAUUGCCGCGGAGGAAAAGAGUACUUGUAACAACCAUGAUGCGGUCAAGCUGGCUAAUAGCCGCGGAGGUCAAGGUGCGGCGGCAACAGGCGUAGGAGCUGUCGUUUGCGGACGUCAUGAUAUGAAGCGACCUCUAUCGGUCAGAGACUUGCAGAAGGGGGAAAGAUACAUCAAUAUGGAUUACUUCAUUCUUCAAACUCUCUCAUGCGAUACUCCCCCUGACCUCGUGAUCUCAUACGACAUUGCGUGUCAGUGGCAUAAGAAUCUCUUCGUCCGGAUUAGCAAAUAUCCUUCGAGUUUGCAACCCCACCAGCUGGAGAAAAAUAUUCUCUACCUUGUUCCAAAGUUCCAUUUACCAGCGCAUGUCCUGCUGUGUCGCAAUAACUUCUCCUUUAACUUCUCUGCCAAGGUAGGACGGACAGACGGAGAAGCACCGGAGAGAGGCUGGGCCGCCACUAAUGCCUUGGCCAACAGUACGAAGGAGAUGGGACCCGGAUCUUGCCGAGAUACACUCGAUGAUCAUUUUGGUGAUUAUAAUUGGCGCAAGAUUAUCAUCAUGGGUAGGCGUUCCGAUUUCAUGCUUUACCUUUGUUCUGAUCCCUUCAGCGCACGCUCGCAGCAAGUGGCUGAAUUUAUCAGCUAUGAAGAUGCUUUGCAAGAAAAGCACUCAGAGGCAAUCCGUGAAUGGCGCAUUAUGGUUCUUGCAUGGGAACAGGACCGCAAAAAGCCCAAUCCUUUCGCCCCGAGCUUACGCCCUGUCACCGAAAACGCAGUUCACCUAGAGCUUGCCAGAGAGGAGAAAACAGAGACGCACUUUGAAAUUCGACAUGACAUCAGCCCUAGUGAAUUUAUCGCUCAAGGUUUGCAACUGGAAGAAGCCCAGGUGCGAUUACUCGCCGAUAUGAACGGGCUUGGGAUACAUUCAACAGACCUGCAACGCACAAGAGUACAGCAACAUGCUAAUCGCAUUGCUCGCAAGAUCGAAGCUUGGAUCGAGGUACAGAAGGUCUAUAUGCCAAGAACGACUCUGCUCCGAACACGGGACGAUGACUCCCGUGCACCUGGUGUCGAAGUUCACCCAUCCAAAAUCCCUCUUUAUCUUCCUUCCCAUGCAGUCCGACUGAACGCCAUAAACGUCACCACCCACAAAACAAUUUUGGAGGACGAGCGUCGGUUAAGACUUGCUCAAGCACAUGACACCUUGGGGACAUUGCGUGACCAUCUCCUGCUGAAAUCGUACCUAGUCAUAUGGCGUCAACGUUUUUCUCAAGGCCAGCGAUACGGGACGAAAGCGAACACGCUUAUGCACAGAGUUGACACAAAAAUCGAAGCAGACGCAGCCAGAUACCGACGCAUCUACGCCGCUUUGGAGGUAGUCUCAACAAGAUUAAAUCAGCAUGAAUGGAAGUCAGGACUGUCACCUUUGAAGACAGAAGAUGUACGCGGAUUAAGCUCAUACAACGAGGCCGAAUCUGAAGGACACCGCACCUUGUCAUGGAUUUGGAAGACGAAUCUACAAGGCGGAGAAAAAGGGCUGCAAGAAGCCCUUCGAAUUGAAUGGUGCAAGUCUCGUGCUCGUGCGCAGCGGUAUCAAGAAGAAUGUGAGCUGUUAGCAGAGGAGAUGCGCCGGAUACAAGCGACCUUCGAAUACUACCGUGAUCUGUGGAAGGGCCGGGAGAUGCGAACGAGUCUGCCAGGUGCGAAAGCGUAUGCAUUGAGGCAGGCGGCACUGUGGUCAGAUCUUCGCACAAGUGCGGCUGUUCAGUGGAGCGAACUACUGGCUACGUUGCCCCCCGCAUCUGGAGGAUUAGAUCCAACAAUCGAUUUAGAUUCACGUCUUUGUAUCGUUACGUGACAAUCCUUGUUGUUACGUUUAUUUACAGUGGUACGGUG
This is a messenger RNA of Desarmillaria tabescens, 3029 nucleotides long. RefSeq lists its product as uncharacterized. The record is from RefSeq and is a predicted model, not a curated record. NCBI's taxonomy places the organism in Eukaryota, Fungi, Basidiomycota, Agaricomycetes, Agaricales, Physalacriaceae. The transcript has 10 exons. The coding region runs from base 1 to 2991 and encodes 996 amino acids.